CGUGUUUGACCUGUCAGCCGUUCGAUGACGUCAUUGCAAGAUGGCGCCGGCCGGGGAGGGGGAGGAAGGAACAGAGGCAAACGGAUAUACAAGUUUGGUGGUUGUGCCCCCCGAGCAGAUGGACCCUCGGCCCCUGUUUCAGGAGGUGGAUGCCUUGUGCCAGGACAAUAUCCUUCAUUUUCGGGAGUCUGGCUCUGAAGUGUCUUCCCGCCUGGUGCAGGCCUUCUCCUGUAUCCAAGAUGAUGCCCGGGGCCUGGAGCCUGCCCUGCGCGCUCUGGCUGCCGUGUGUCCUCUGUUUGACCUGGACCCCGACACUCCGGCUAACGGGUACCGCAGUCUGAUUAAGGUGGUGUUGGCCUGCACCCAGCACAUCCUGCACAAGUGCCGCUACGUCGCUGCCAGCCGCCGCAGCCUCUUCUUCAGGGCCGCACACAACUGUUCCGAGCUCGAGGCCUACGGAGCCGCUCUCACCCAGCUUCGUGCACUGCUCUGUUUUGCACAACGUCUGCUCACCGCUAACCGUCAUGGCGACCUGUUCUUUCGCCAGGAGCGAGGCUUGUCGGAGGAGUUCGUAAAAGAGUACAGCACUAUGCACAAAGGCUGCUUCUAUGGACGGUGCAUGGGCUUCCAGUUCACCCCGUCCAUCCGCCCGUUCCUGCAAACUAUUUCCAUCGGGCUCGUGUCGUUUGGGGAGAAUUACAAGCGCCAUGGAUCUGGAAUAAGUGUAGCUGCCAGCUCCUUCUUUAUCAGUGGCAAGUACGCCAUUGACCCUGAGCUUCGAGGGGCAGAGUUUGAGAGGAUCACACAGAACCUGGACGUGAACUUUUGGAAAGCGUUCUGGAACAUCACAGAGAUGGAGGUUCUGACAUCGCUAGUGGGCAUAGCCUCCACUGCUGUCCGCAUCAACAAGACCCUGAUUGUGCCCCCCGAGCCGCUGGAGAUGCCGCUACUCUCAGACCCUCAGUGUACGGUGACCAUCAAUCCACCUGUAGCCCACACUGGUCCUGGCCCCGUUCAUAUGCGUCUCAUAUCCUACCAGCUGCGGGAGGGACAGGAGAGUGAAGAACUGAACGCUUUCACCAAGCCCGAGGGUCCGCUGAGCCUGGACCUUCGUCUCCGAUCUCGUCCUGCCCCGCUCUCUCCCGACCUGAUUGUCCACUUCCAUGGCGGGGGCUUUGUAGCCCAAACCUCCAAGUCUCAUGAACCCUACCUGAGGACCUGGGCUCAGGAGCUGGAGGCCCCCAUCUUGUCUGUGGAUUACUCCCUAGCUCCUGAGGCUCCUUUCCCGCGGGCGCUGGAGGAAUGCUUCUACGCGUACUGCUGGGCGCUGAAGCACUGCCGCCUCCUGGGUUCCACAGGAGAGCGGAUCUGUCUGGCGGGUGACAGUGCUGGCGGUAACCUCUGUAUCACCGUCUCGCUCCGCGCAGCCUCUGUUGGUGUCCGAUUACCAGAUGGUCUCAUGGUUGCCUAUCCAGCGACAUUACUGCAGGCUACAGCGUCCCCCUCCCGCCUUCUGACCCUGAUGGACCCGCUGCUGCCCCUCAGUGUCCUGUCAAAGUGUCUAAGUGCAUAUGCAGGCACCGAGCGGGUCCCAGUAGAGGAUCGAGCGCUGGAGAAGCUGAGUGCUGUCAGUCAGGUGAAGCGAGGAACUGCGCUGUUUCUUAGAGACAUCCGGCAAGGAGCUGCCUCCUGGCUGAGCAACCUGAUGGAGGGCAACAAGGAGAAGACUAGUCCUGAGACCGUCAGGAAAAGCGCAUCGGAUGCAGCACUGGCGGACGUGGGAGCAGUAAACAGACGGGUGUCGAUGAAGAGUAAGACCGUCCAGGAUUUCAGCCGCCAUCAGUACAGCGGGUGCAGCUCGACCGCUGGAGCCCUGAGCCAGCAGAACCAGCCGAGAGGAGCACAGAGCAGAUCAGAGGGCAGCACUGGGAGGAGGCCGCAGUCACCGCCAUCCCCGUCCAUCCUGUCUGACCCCGGAGUAGGCGAACUGCAAUCUCCAUCCAGCCAGCAGGAACCGGUUAACUUCUUCUUGACCGAGAGUGAGGACUCCUAUGAGAAAGAACCGGCAGCACACUCUAAGGAGAACAUCCCCCCGGAGGACACGUCCUCUCCGUCUUCCAGCCUUUUCUCCCUGGGGUUCCCUGAAGGAUUCCAGCCUAUCCGCUCCCAGAAUGGGGUGGCGAAUAUGACCCUGCAGACCUCCGCCAUUGUACACAAUCCCUACAUGUCCCCGCUCCUGGCACCCGACAGUAUGCUGCUAGGCCUUCCGCCCAUUCACAUUGUGGCCUGUGCCCUGGACCCCAUGCUGGACGACUCUGUGAUGUUUGCGAAGAGGCUGCGCUCCCUCGGCCGUCCGGUCACGCUAAAAGUGGUGGAAGAUCUUCCUCAUGGCUUCCUGACCCUUGCACACCUCUCCCAAGAGACAAGAAACGCCACCAACGUGUGCAUCCAGCGCAUCCGACAGAUCCUGCGAGAGGAGCCUCCUGCCCCACCCCCCACUGUCCCCAGAAAACACCGCAAGCUAGAAAGGACCCUGGGGAAGACCCCGGUGACUGAGCGAGAGAUUGGGGCCUGAGACUGUAAUAACCUUCAUAAAGUGCAAUGCUUAACGCUUCACUCCUCACUCCCAUUAUAACGGGGGUCACCAGCAGAGGGCAGAGCAGACCGGCUGCAGUGGAGCCCCACGGGUAAUGCCAGCUGUGUGCAGGAGACACCAGACUCUGUACUAGGGUUGUUGCGGGUAUCGAAAUAACGAUACCCAAUUGAUACUUUUGUCACGGGUUCGAUACAAUACCAGAAUUUGACAUUUAUCGAUGCAUCAGAGAACAUGGAGCGCGCACGUGAUCUCC
Molecule: messenger RNA, 2849 nt
Organism: Bufo bufo (common toad)
Lineage: Eukaryota; Metazoa; Chordata; Amphibia; Anura; Bufonidae
Gene: LIPE
Product: lipase E, hormone sensitive type
Exons: 10
Coding region: 41-2575 (844 amino acids)
Biological process (GO): cholesterol metabolic process; triglyceride catabolic process
Cellular component (GO): cytosol
Molecular function (GO): triacylglycerol lipase activity; sterol ester esterase activity
Source: RefSeq, a predicted model, not a curated record